Oldenlandia corymbosa var. corymbosa is the source of this 2984-nucleotide messenger RNA. NCBI's taxonomy places the organism in Eukaryota, Viridiplantae, Streptophyta, Magnoliopsida, Gentianales, Rubiaceae. The record is from the annotation of a GenBank genome assembly.
CUCCAAAACCAUUGCUUUUGCUAAGUUUGAUUUUUAACCUUUAAUUUUCGAGGAGCAAUUAUGGCAUAUUUCGUACAUUGUUUCUUUGGUGUAUUUUGCUCCAUUCUUUUAUGCUCUUAGCGGAGAAAUAUCUACGGUUUUGAUUUGAAGAUUACUGAAGAUGAGGCCAGUGUUCUGUGGUAAUUUCGAGUUCGAGACUCGUCAAUCUGACCUUGAGCGAUUGUUCUCCAAAUACGGGAGUGUUGAGCGCGUCGACAUGAAAUCUGGAUCAUCAUCUCCUAAGGAAAAGUGAGAUUCUUACUUGGCUUGCUACAACUUCUGUGCCAAAACCAUUUCUAUUGCAAAAGGAAACUUAUCUGACUGCCUGCUCUCCUCUUCUACUCAAAGAUGGAAUGCAUUUCUUUACUCGAUCCAUGUCUCACUCACUAAUGUCACUGCCUAAGUUGCUAUUGCAAGAAUGGUCUUACUGGUGUGAAAGUAUCAGUUCAUGCCAUGUCUACCACCAUACUCUUUUAAGGGGAAUCAUUGAAUUCUGUCAUCAUGCCCUGCCUUCCUUGUACUGAACUCGUGCUGUGAAAUUGUUGAAGCAUGCUUAGCAAUGAGUACUCUCAGGCAUGAUACUUGGCAACUUAACACCUUAUUUGUACCCAUUCACCAAUUGUCCAAUUCAUCAUUAUGAUUUAGUCCUUCAUGCAAGGCCUCCUUUCAUUCAAUCAGCCUUUGACAUAUUUUCAGGGUUUGCUUUUAUUUACUUUGCGGAUGAGCGUGAUGCUGAAGAUGCCAUUCGAGCUCUGGACAACUACUCCUUUGGGUAUGAGAGGCGCAAACUCUCGGUAGAAUGGGCCAAGGGAGAACGUGGAAGACAUCGGGAUAGUUCCAGGUCGAUGGCAGCAAAUCAGAGACCAACGAAGACAUUGUUUGUGAUCAACUUUGACCCAAUUCGCACUAGGAUUGGUGACAUUGAAAGACAUUUUGAACCUCACGGGACGAUACUUAAUGUUCGUAUCCGCAGAAACUUUGCAUUUGUGCAGUUUGAAACCCAGGAAGAGGCCACGAGAGCUUUGGAGUGUACACAUAUGAGCAAGAUACUGGACCGGGUUGUGUCUGUGGAGUACGCUUUGAGGGAUGAUGGUGAAAGGGGAGACAGACACAGUCCGAGAAGAGACCACAACAGGGGUGGGGUUAGUCCUUACAGGAGGUCGCCUAGUCCAGCAUAUCGCAGAGGUCGAGGAAGUCCUGAUUAUGGGCGAGCUCGUAGUCCAGUCUAUGAUAAGUACAGCAGUCCUCAUGCUAGGCGUGCCAGUCCCGAGUAUGGUAGAUAUCGCAGUCGCAGCAGGUCACCCUUGCGGUCCAGGCGUUGAGAAUCUUAUGUGUGUGAGAGGAGGGGUUAUUGGAUUUGGUAUCACUUGUAAAUGCUGCAGUAGCUUUUGAAGUCAUUACCUGGUAGUGUUGGUAAAUGCCCUCAUUGAUGACUACAUAUGAUGUUUUGGAGUGGUUCAAACGGCAGUUGUUUUAUGAAACGAUAGGGUGUUGCUAAAACGGUUUUGUACGUUUUGGGUUUGUUUAGAUGGUGGGUGAUUUAUGAUCUAUUUAAUUUCAUACUCUACCUAGAUGAUUGCAAGGUUUUAUUUUUAUUUUUAUUAAUUUUUGUUUUAAUGUUUUUGCGUGUACACAUAUGGUAGUUUCACUUUUGAAUUUUUUUUUCUUUAUUUAUUUCAUAGACAUCAAAAAAUGAAUCGUAAAAGCCAUGCCAUGCCUGGGGAAAUGUAAAGCUUCAUAUUGGUGCUAUACAUACAAGUAGGCAAUUUAGUGUUCUACUACAUAACAUUGGUCAUUAGACAUAUAUCUUUCUCGGAACAACAAAGCUAGUAAUCUUUUGUCGUUCUAUACGUCUCUUUUAUCACAUCAAAUAUACUUCGUAUCAUAUUUGAAGUCUUCCCAGAAACAGAUGGGAACUCGUCAAUACUACUAUUAUAUAAAAAGAUCAACGAGCAGAAGCAGCAGCAGCAGAUAAAGCAUACUAGUCUACUCGGGUGGAAGGUAAAGGAGCGAUGAUGUGGUUGAUAGGAGUACCGGGUGCACUGCUUAAGCAUCAGCGGGCUGGUGGUGGUGCUGGUGCUGUUGUAGCUCAGGGGCAAUAGCUUUCUGGAGCCAAGUUUCAGCAUGUUGCAUCAUACCAGGGCUGAGUCUGACCAUUAAGAUACAAAACUCAGUCUCAGUCAAAGCACCAUCCCCAUCAAGAUCCCCUUCUUUGACCAUGGCCUCUGCAUCCUCCAAGCUCAUUUCUUCCAUACCCAAGCAGCCACAGUUUUUCUGCAAGCUGGAGGUGGUGAUCAGCCCGGUUGCGGGGUCUGCUAACAUCCUGAACCCACAACACAGUUCAUUCACAAAACUAUCCACAUCCAACUUAUCAGCCAUUACUGGCAACAGAUCUUCAUAGAUUUGGCUGCUUGAUUCCUCCUCCUGCUGCGGCUGCUGCUUUGAUGAUGGCGACUCCUUUUCCAUUGCUUGAUUAUACAGACAUAUGAGUAUGACCCACCCACAGUUGAUGAUGAUGAGUAAUUAAGCCAGCAAGCUAUCUAUAUCCUGCAGGCAGUAUGGUUUUUGUGUGUUUUCCAGGUCUGUGGGGGGUGGGGGGUAGGAAGGAAUAUUCUUUUGGUUGAGAGUAAUGGAUGCUAUUAUUCAACACACUGUGACUGACUCUGGUGAUCUUCUUUUCUUGCAAAGAAGAAGUAUAGAAUAAAUGGUGGAGUUGUUACGCUACUAUAAUAAAUAAAAAAACAACAAUUAAAAUUUAAAAGGGGGAGGACUCACAGCUGAUUUUUGGCAGUAUUUAAGGUGUGAUUCGAGGAAGGUGCCGUUGGCUAUUCUGGUGGAAGAAAACAAAAGAAAUUGUGAACAAGAAGAAGAAGAUAGUAUACUUUGAUGUAUGUACGCAAGAGGAUAUAAAUUGUAAUAAUAAUAAUUAUUAUUUUAUAAAAACC